This is a messenger RNA of Papilio xuthus (Asian swallowtail), 2578 nucleotides long. Its product is annotated as nitrogen permease regulator 2-like protein. Gene Ontology annotation, biological process: positive regulation of autophagy; cellular response to amino acid starvation; negative regulation of TORC1 signaling. Gene Ontology annotation, molecular function: GTPase activator activity. NCBI's taxonomy places the organism in Eukaryota, Metazoa, Arthropoda, Insecta, Lepidoptera, Papilionidae. Gene Ontology annotation, cellular component: GATOR1 complex; vacuolar membrane. The record is from RefSeq and is a predicted model, not a curated record. The coding region runs from base 219 to 1505 and encodes 428 amino acids. The transcript is spliced from 9 exons.
ACGGGACGGAAACUGCCGCGACACAACAAACAUCAAUCAGCCAAUCUUGGCAAAUCGGUUUGGAUUUCGCGAGUUUUGGGCUUUUAUGGCCGGCGGGUAUAGUUCUGUCAUCUUUAUUUAUCCGACUUUACAAAGGAUAAUUUUGAACUAACAUAAAAUAUUUUGUGUACAAGUGCAAAUCCAGCCAUCGUUUACAACGAAUAAUAACAGCAAUAAUAAUGGAAACACGGUACUAUGAAGGUUGUGGACGGGAAGGACCCAUAAGAUGUAUAUUUCUUGGAGAAUUUCAUGCUGUCGCGGGACCUAAAAUAGCGUGCCAGUUCCCUGAAGAUUUCAUUUCAAAGGAUUUGUUUGAUUCAUUAAGCACAUACAUAAUUCCCAAACCUAUUUUGCAAAAGAAAAACAUAACUUUCAAUGCUCCAGCACACAAGAUAUUGGGCUACCCAAUAUAUCUGAAGAGUCCUAGGUACCCACGAAAUGUGUAUGUUUUCAAUUUGUGCUUUGUCUGCGAUAACUGGUCAAGGACUGUUCAGUAUGAGCCAGUAGUGAAGAAACUUGGAGAACAUCUGAUAACAUUGGAAGAAGAGAGUGCAUUUGUGUCUGGAGGCUCAUCCCGUCUGCCCACCUUCCUUGCGCACCUUCUGUACGACUUGAACACUUACCGCAAGACAACUGUCACAGAGGGGGACACAAUUAUACAUGUAAAGGUGACAGAGAUACGCGAUGACCCAAGCACAGUUAAUGACCAUGAUGUGCCAGUGUUGGUGGCCUCCAUUGGCCUGCCAAGACCUGGCACCUCCAGCAACCCCGGAGAGGAACCAGACUCCACCUCACGUGAAGAUCUCAGGGAUGAGCUGGAAGACCAACUGCCUAUGGAAAUAUAUACAAAUUCUAAUUGGGAUCUUACCACCAAACAGCUUCUGCCGUACAUCAAUGGGUACUACCAUGUGGCUAAGAUUGCCGCUAAAGUGAAUGUGGAGAAAACUCUUGUCAAAGCUUGCAUUCAGAACUUACUCUACUAUGGAGUGGUGAAACUUAUACCUUUGUUGAAAUUCAGCAACAUGUACCGGGCGACCGCUAAAAUAAAUCGCAUCAAAACAGACCUUGAGUUGCAGAAGGCUUGUCUUUCUUUUAUUCAAGUCAAAGGCAGGAGGAAGCCGCGCAUUGAAGAGGUGCUGGUGGUGCUGAGCCUGCUGCAGCAGGGUACCUCGCUGCGCGCUGUCAACGAGCGCUUCCACACCAUCUGCCGCUUCGCGCGCUUCGACGUGCGCAACCUCAUCGUCUUCUCGCAGAUGCACGGCCUCAUACGCUGUCUCAAGAGAUAUCCGACAUACACCCGCGGGCGGUCGCGGUCGACGUCGUUUGGUCCCGAAGUGAAAGCUUUGCAGAAGCUGUUCACUGGGGAGCGGUGCACAGACGAGAUCUGCUGCCUCACCUCCAUCGAUAUCCCCACUCUGGAGACAGUCAUCGAGGAGGACCCAAACGUCGCCGUCAUACUGUGCUAAACGUAUUUUGAAACAUAAUUUGCAAUAUUUAGCAAUAUUAUCAUCACAAAAAGCAAUAAUGAAGCUACUUAUGUAUUGUAUUCUUUGAUAGUUCUAUGAGGCUGUAUGUUAUCGUGAUAAUUGUAGUAAGAUAUAUAUUUAGGAUCGCUAAAGCUUAUCAUUUAUUCUAUUUUUAGAGUACUGUACGUUAUCUAUUUAUAUAUUUAAAUUAAUAUAGGCUUUAGAUUUAGAAAUCAGUGGAAUACUUUACACGUGAGUUUGGUUUUAUUGAUUAUAAAAAUUUUUACAAAAUAAUUCUGUCAUAUUUAUAUAGAAUAUAAGGUGAGGAAUAGAAAAACAAAAAUAGCAUCGCAUUCAAUUGAAAAAACCCGACAUAAGAAAAAAACAUCUAAGUCGUUAAUAUGAAGAGCAUUUUGUUUCACAAUGUUUGCAUCACAUUUUUAAAAUUAAUUAUUUAUUUUUUUCGCUUAUUAUUAAACUUUAUUGGCCAACUAUUAGAUUAGUUAAUAAGUGAAAUAGUUAUAAGUAAUAUUAUAAUAUAAUGAGGUAUAAUGUAAAACUUGGUAUAUGUAUAUCAAUUUUAAUAUCCCACCGUUUGAAUUAACUAAUGUUGAUAUAAUAAUGAUUUUUGUGGCAUUCACGUGCUUUAUAGUAUUAAUUAUUAAUAUAAUAAUGCACUGUCAUUUAUACUAUGACCCAUCAUAAGUGCUUAUAAUGGAUAACAGAUUAGGGGGUAAAAUAUUAUUAGACUAAUUUAGUUUACCCAAUAUAUCGUAAAAGUAUAAAUUUGUGAAUCGGGUAAAUUAAUCACAAAACAUCAUCGUCUGAUUCACUCUUUUCCAUGAAUUAUUUGUAACAAAUUACUUAUAUAUUUAUAUUCUAAUUGCUUUCAUAUAUAUUUUCAUCUUAGUUCUUGUCUUCCAGUAGCUUUUCCAUUAUAUAAAUUUAAUCUAAUAUAUUUUUACAGUUAACAUACGAAAUUUUAACUAAGGUUAUUCCACAAGCCUUCCUAAUACUUAAAAUUACUAUGAAAAUAGCUACUUAAUUUUAAAAGGCUAUAACAUCACUUGUAU